AUGGUGAAAAAUCCUGCUUUAUCGAUUGAUAAACAAAUUGACAUUGGAAAAGCUAGAGAAGAAAUGAAAAAUCGUAAAAAUAUAGUUCCUAUAAUCGAAGCAAUUAUUUUGUGUGGCCGUCAAAAUUUAGAGCUUAGAGGUCAUCGAGAUUCAGGAAAAAUUUUAACAUGUUCAGAUUCCAAAAUAAACAAUGAAGGCAAUUUUAGAGAAAAUCUUCGAUACAGGGCUCAAGGUGAUAAUGAUUUGAAAUCAUAUUUAAAAGAUCCUGGAACAAUCAAAUAUACUAGUGCUACAAGUCAGACCGCAAUUAUUGAAGCGUGCAAUAAGGUAUUGCUUGAUAAAAUAGUUUCAAGGGUUAAUGCAUCAAAAUUCUUUUCUAUUUUAGCAGACGAAACAGCAAACGUGUCGGGGGUAGAACAAGUGUCUCUAUGUGUAAGGUAUGUUGAAAUAAACCAUCUUGAACUCCGCGAAGAAUUUUUACAAUUUGUGCCAACAUUUGACGUGACGGGAAAGGGAUUGGCAAAACUAAUUAUUGAUAAUCUUCAAAAAUAUGGCAUAGAUACUAAGUACUUAAGAGGUCAAGGAUAUGAUGGAGCAGCAUCCAUGUCAGAUUAA
Messenger RNA from Melanaphis sacchari, 615 nucleotides. RefSeq names its product zinc finger MYM-type protein 1-like. The transcript has a single exon. The coding region runs from base 1 to 615 and encodes 204 amino acids. NCBI's taxonomy places the organism in Eukaryota, Metazoa, Arthropoda, Insecta, Hemiptera, Aphididae. The record is from RefSeq and is a predicted model, not a curated record.